CACAUUAAAGGAAAAGACAAAAUUCAAUGGCGAAUAAGAAAACAUAAAGAGGUAUAAGACAACACAACGACAAAGAAGAAAACAACAGAAAAUCCUCUUUUGCAUUUCAGGGCCAGCAUGAAAAUCUCACUUUUAUACUUUAAACAUUAAAAGACACAGACGAGCAUUUGCCAAAAAAUGCACUUUGACUGCUGACUUGCAGGAUGUUUGAAAGAAUCUGAGAUCUUGUCACGAGUGAAGUAAAUGAGCUCAGACUCUAAACGACCUGGGCCUGUUUGUUAUCUGAAAGAAAACGGUACAUUUCCAAAAAAGCUACAGCUGCAAUUACAGCACCAGUGUAAUUGCAGUUUCAGUUCCAGACACAUUCACUGUGUUUGUUUUUGGGCGCAACACACUGCACCACACCCAAACUUCCAAAAACGUCCCUCCAGUUCCCCAAGCAUUUUGAUUGUUGAGCCUCCAAACCAUUACAGUGAAGUGGGACUUCACCUUCAUCUCAGAAUCAGUAUUCGGGAUGUUUGCACGUCCCUUAAAAGUGUGUUUACACGUGUCUUGAAUGGAUCCAGAAUGGGAAACUGGCGUCUGGAGCUGGACAUCUCUCCUCCAGACAAAUGGCUCUUGUCAUAUACUGUUCCCUGAGGAAGAAAGAGAGAGAGGGAGAAAGAGAGGGAGAGAGCCCUUAAAAGCAAACACAAGCAGAGAGGCGCACACACUUAAACACACAGAGACGGAGAGGAGAGAGUCCCAUCCCUUCUUUCCCUGUCUGCUCAGUGUCUGACACUCAUUUUACUCCAUAUCUGGAACUCAUUUCCACUUAAAGGGUUUUCAUGCCGAAACAAACAGGACAGCGGACAGUGGACUAACAGUGGCCCUGGCAGUAAAAUGGUUCCAGUUAAACUCCUCAUUCUGGGAGCUCAGAACACUGGAAAAACAGCGCUGUGCGUCCGUUUCAUAACUAAACGCUUCAUUGGCGAAUACGACCAUAAAAAGGAGGUGACCUACAGAUGUAGUCGGCUGGUGGACCAGGAAACUGUUGACCUGGAGAUUUUGGACAUAGCUUGUAAGGAGAGCACUGUGGCUUCUCUGGAGUCGUCUAUCCGCUGGGCUGAUGGUUUCCUGCUGCUCUACUCCAUCACACAGCGCCUCAGCUUCCUGGAGGUCCCGCGCCUCAAGGAACUCAUCGAACAAACCAAACAGAGCCUGGUCGUUCCUACAGUGCUAGUAGCCAAUAAGGCCGAUUUGGAAAUAGGGCGGGAGGUGACAGCAGAGGAAGGACAGCGAAUGGCCAAGGAUUUAAGGUGUGGUUUCAGGGAGCUGUCAGUGGCCGAAGCCAUUUCAGCUGUGGAGGCAGCAGUGUUUCAACUCAUCAGGCUGGUGUUGGAUCAGCAGCGGCCUCUGCCUGACCGGCGCUCCUACAUGCUGACGGUUCGCCACGCUCUGACCAGGAAACUGACGCGAUCCAAGACCAUGCAGUGGUGACCACAGCAGACAAACGCUUCGCCAGCUACAGUUACAGUGGGACAUUUGAUAAAACACUGCUGAUUUCAUGAUAUCGGCCCUGUAGCACUGAAACAAAAAGAUGUUUGGACAUUGUCUAGUUGAAGCUUCGACCUUUCUGGAGUCAGGGAUCGUGCAGGAAGAGUCUACGACAUCACAAAAAUUACCCAAUUGUGAUGUUUUGCGAUUUAAAGCUGAUGAGUACAAGAAAUUAAACUUUAAGCUAAACUGGUCAAACAUGCAGUUUGUGAUACUGCUGCCCAAUUUCGGCGCAUUCAUCUGGAAAAGAGGCAUAAGCAGGAUGAAUACAAUGAUUUAACAGUGGGUAUAUGUAGUGGGCUAAUAAAACUAAAAUAGAUAGAAAUAUGUAUUAUAAAAUAUGAUGUUGGUAUAUAUACUGUACAUCCAUAGAUGCAUGUGUCCUAGUUUGUAGUGUUUUUCAUCUUCCACUUGAGGGCGGUAGAGUCACAGUCUGCACAGUGGGUCAAAUACACCAAAUGGCCAAAUGUAUGUGGACACCCUGGUGCAGCUGGAUGGAGAACAGAGAAGCAGAGGAUGUAACAGCAGCAGAUUGAUUCCCAUUGUUUUGGAAUGAGAUGAUCCAGAAACCCAAUGUUACGGUGUCCACAUACUUUUGUCAUUCCUGUCAUUGUCCUCUCACAUGAUGAUUUCUCUUACCUGUAGAUAAACAACGAAGUUAAACUUGUA
This is a messenger RNA of Hippoglossus stenolepis (Pacific halibut), 2205 nucleotides long. RefSeq lists its product as uncharacterized. NCBI's taxonomy places the organism in Eukaryota, Metazoa, Chordata, Actinopteri, Pleuronectiformes, Pleuronectidae. The record is from RefSeq and is a predicted model, not a curated record. Bases 883 to 1479 code for a protein of 198 amino acids. Gene Ontology annotation, molecular function: GTPase activity; GTP binding. The transcript is spliced from 8 exons.